AUGUCACACCGCCGAGGGGCAAGUACCAGCAUGGCUUUACUACACAGCUUCACCCUUUGGGCACUCCUGGCUCUGUUUACCAGCUCAGCCUCAGCCACAAGUCUCCCAGGUUACGGACUGAACUUAUAUGAUCCUCUCUGCGCCGAGUCAUGUGUUCGAUCCUUUGCUCUUCUGAAGCUUCCAUGCUCCAUUGUCAGCCCUGGCGUGCACAAACGGGCCACACAUUCACCAGUCUUCACUCCACCGAGUUGCAAAGCCAACAAUGAAGCAUUCCUGACAUCCGUGGCAUUAUGCUUCAGCGCCAAGUGUUCUGAGGAGAAGAUGUCCAAGCUUGAAGGCUUUUGGGAGGAGUCAGUCACUGGCACUAAGCAUGUCCCUGCAAAGUGGACUUAUAGCGAGGCCCUUGCUGAGGUUCAAGAGAACCCGGCCAAAUAUCAGCUCAAGCCUACAGACUUUUCUCUCAAUGAGACAUCAAUAGUUGAGCCUACGGCUUAUCUAAAGCAGUGGAAUCAGCUUGGAGGAUACAGGAAUGAAAUGAUUAUCGAGUCAAGAUAUAGCAUCACCCUUGUCGUCCUUGCACUCGGUCUACCAAUCGUCAUUACAUGGCUAGGCUACAUGCCUUACAUCCCAACAAUAUACGACAAACUCAAGCCAUACAUGCUCUACCCCAGCACGAUUGGCACCUACUCUGUCCGGCCUCUACCUUUCAAGCUCGGCAACGUUCCCAACAUCGGCCAAGCACUCUUUAUCAUCAUCUUUGUCUCUCUCACUGUCGUCUUCACCGCCAUCGACUACGACGUCCGUCAGCCUAAUGCCCGUUUCGACAGCACUAGACGCGAGCAGUUGGCUUACCUCGUGUACCGUACUGGAUCGUUCGCAUAUGCCCUCCUCCCAGUGAUUGUUCUCUUCCCCUCGAGAAACAACAUCCUCCUCUCACUAUCCAACUGGUCACGUUCAACUUUUAUCCUACUUCACCGCUGGGUCGGAAGAAUUUUUACGCUUCUUGCUGUUCUUCAUGCCAUAUUUGCUUUGGCUGGUUCCAAGACUCUGGGUUCUGCUGAUUGGAGACGAUGGGGUUCUACUACCGUUAUCCUCUCGGUUAUCACUACUUUUGGAAGCGGUCUAUACUUCCGAAAAGCCAACUAUGAGCUCUUCUUAUUGAUGCACGUCAUCUUGGCCGUUUUUAUCGUCGUCGGAUGCUGGUACCAUCUCAUCAAGCGUUAUGAAGCUAUCGGCCUUGACUUUCCAAACCACUCAUAUGGUCAGGAAAUUUGGCUAUACAUGGCAUGCGCCAUCUGGUUCUUUGAGCGUUUUGUCCGAAUCAUUCGUGUUGUCAGACUGGGUAUUCUAAGAUCCAAGGUCAAAGAUAUCGGAUCUGGUUACGUCCGUAUCGAUAUCCCUAAUGUCCGCUGGGGAUUGGAUCCCGGCAAGCACGUCUUUGUCUAUUUCCCAACUCUCGCUCCAUUUCGACCCUGGGAGAACCAUCCUUUCUCAGUCAUUCCUACAGUUGCCCUUCGAAGUCACGGAUCGGCUUCCUCCCCUACCUCUCCGAUCUCACCAGGCGGAUCUUCUGGUCUCGAAGACAUGGAGAAGUCGGUGGCACAAAUUGGAUCCAGAAGCAUUUUACCUUCCGCAGAGAACUCGGCUGGAGUGACUCUCUUCGUCAAAAAGUCAGCCGGUAUCACAAGGCACCUACGAAGUCACGACAGGCUUUUUACCUUCCUUGAAGGUCCUUACCCGGGUAACGACACUACUCAGAUCCUUCGUUGCGAUAGACUUCUCCUGAUCGCGGGCGGAGUUGGCAUCACAAGUGUUUUCGCUCUAGCUCACAGCCACUGGAACGUCAAGCUAGCAUGGUCAGUCAAGGAUGAAGCGCGCUGUCUCGUCAACGAACUGGAACCAGCUAUGGAUGCCAUCAGCACGGCACAGGUGGAUGUGAGAAUAGGCUCACGGUUUAACGUGACCGCAUUGAUUGAUGAGGAGGCUUCUCGAGGAUGGGAAAGAGUCGGAAUCGUGGUGUCAGGACCAGGAUCGCUUUGUGAUGAGGUGCGAGCGGUCGUGGCAGGUAUAGCACGGAACUCUCAGACUGUUUUUGAACUUGAGGUGGAUGCAUACUCUUGGUAG
Molecule: messenger RNA, 2124 nt
Organism: Fusarium venenatum
Lineage: Eukaryota; Fungi; Ascomycota; Sordariomycetes; Hypocreales; Nectriaceae
Biological process (GO): copper ion import; intracellular iron ion homeostasis; iron ion transport
Cellular component (GO): plasma membrane
Molecular function (GO): ferric-chelate reductase activity
Source: RefSeq, a predicted model, not a curated record